This is a messenger RNA of Frieseomelitta varia, 1042 nucleotides long. RefSeq names its product protein takeout-like (gene JHBP-1). The coding region runs from base 105 to 869 and encodes 254 amino acids. The record is from RefSeq and is a predicted model, not a curated record. The transcript is spliced from 6 exons. NCBI's taxonomy places the organism in Eukaryota, Metazoa, Arthropoda, Insecta, Hymenoptera, Apidae.
AUCAAUGACCGUUUCUUUCAGUUCACAUUCAGCUGUCCCAAGAAAUUUUCAAUCCGAAGAAAAGGCUAUUCCAGUUGUAAAAUUGUUCCUCGAGUCGAUCAAACAUGUGGAACAUGUCAGCGAUUAAGUUCUUUUUGGCAGUGAUAUCGUUGACGACGGUCAUUGCUGUAGAACUGCCAAAGAAUUGGGAGGUAUGCAGCAGGUCACUGCCGGAAGAGGAGUUUAGCAAGUGCUUAGACAAGGCUGCUAGAGAUGCUGUGGUUUCCUUGGCUGGAGGCUUAAAAAGUUUCAAGAUCUUCCCGGUCGAACCACUGUUGGUGGACAACGUGAAGAUCGGAGGAUCGCAAGGAUCGGUUAGCCUGAAGCAGGAAUAUAAGAACAUCAAGUUAUAUGGUCUUACGAAAGACCUUGAGAUCCACAAUCACCACUUAGAGCUGGAUAACGGAUGCCUAUUAACAUCGGACUCCUUCAAUCCUCAAGUGGACUUUGUCGCUGAUUACAAGCUCGAUGGAAAAGUGUUACUGUUGCCUGUCAGAGGAUCUGGAAAAUCGAACAUCACCAUGUACGGCUUGAAAUCGCAUAACGAAUUGGCCUGCGAGAAAUACAAGAAGAACGGAGAGACUUAUUUGAAAAUCAAGAAAUAUUCGGUGACAUUCCGUCCUGACAAAGUCAAGUUGAAUUUCGACAACCUGUUCAAUGGUGACAAGGUUAUAGGAACACAGCUGAACACUUUCAUGAAUGAAAACGCCGACUUGCUGUUCAAAGAGCUCCAAGGCCCCUAUGAGGAAACUUUCAGUCAAGUUUUCACCAAACUCAGCAACGAAGUGUUUAGUCGCGUGCCAAUGAAUAAAAUUUUCCCUCCAAAAUAAAUUCCUGUGAAUUUUCAUCAUUCUGCUUACCACGCGAGGAUAACUUAGCACAUUUCCGGUUGAAAUGCAAAAAGAAGAACGUGCCAAAAAUUUGUAUAUAUAUCGUACAUGUAAAGAAAUGUUUAGCAAUAUAAUUCUUUUUCUUUUUUUUUUAAUAAAGGAAAAUCUUUGUC